UUGAUUUUUCAAGCAAAAAGUUAUAAAAUGUUUAUUUUUAAGCUAAAUAAUAUCUUACAAAUCUAGGAAAAAAUAAGAUGAAUUGUCAUCAAAUUCUAACAGGAGCUUGUAAUCCAGGAUGCAAUGCAGUAGGAUCUGUUGAAGGAAUAUCAUUUACUGCUUAUGCAUCUGGCUGUAACAUCAUUAUUUUAGCCAGUACAUUUGAAAGAGUGCAAAUAAUCCCAGGGGCGAUUUACAACUAUGUUCGAAUCACGGCAUUGGAUUGCAGCAAUGACACAGGAAAAAUUGCAGCCUCAUACGAAGAUAAAAUGUGUAUAUUUGAACCAGUUCCUUUAGCACUUACAGAGGAAGAAUACUCCACUCAUGGGCUAGAUUUCAAAUGGGUACAAACUGGUAUAUUUCAAGUAUCAUUUCAAGUGGCUUCACUGUCAUGGAACGUAGAAGGAAAUCGAUUAUUAGUUGGAGGAAAAUUUUUACAAAUUUGGAAGGAAAAGGAUUCAAGUGACUCUGAAGAUAGAAGUCCUACAAAGUCUGUCAAAUUUGAAAUUGGUGGUGGAAGUGAUACAAAGUCUCCAUGCACUGAUGAAGAUUCUGAUGAAUUAUCAUCUUGGGAAAAUAUUUGGGAGUGUCUGCCAGCUACUCCCGUUUGCCAUAUGGCAUAUAGUCCAGAUGGGACGCUUUUCGCAACUUGUGGUAAGAAUGAUCGAUUAGUCAAAAUAUGGUAUGAGCAUAAAAAAGAUUUGUUUCCACCAAAAAGCGUUGAUUAUGCACAGCCUAUGAGUUUUUGUGGAACCUCAAAUUUAGACUUUGGAUUCAUAUACAUAGCACAUCCGAGAGCAGUUACCCAUAUUUCUUGGCGAAAGACAAGUAAAAAUAUGCCUAAAGGGUCAGUAUCGAAUAUGUUAGUAACUUCGUGUCAAGACAAUAUUUGUCGUAUUUGGGUAGAAACAAUAUUGCCUGAUGAUGGUUUGGUCAACAUGAAUCAAUUUGAUCCAUUAGCUUCGCAAAACCCAAAAUUUCGGACGCACCGUCAUAAACAUCGAUUUAUGCAACGACUUAAACAUAUGAAAACAUGUUUUCAUAUCAGGAGACACGCAAAAAAUCAAGGAAUUUCAUUUGGUCCACUAUCAUCCAACAACUUUAAUCUUGGAGUUAUACCUACUUUACCAUCAACUUAUUCGGUUCACGAUUUCCAUUCGUAUGGUUAUCAUGGAACUGGUGUAACGCCUGCGCUUCAUUUUCACAUAGCAGCUUCAAUAAAUGCUGAAACUGACAUUCCUCUGGUUCCGUCAAUGCAAACAAAUGAUUCUUGCUUUCAACCUAAUUUUGUUUUGCAUUGGUUGAAUAACAAAGAAAUGCAUUUUACCAUUCAAGCAGAAAAUUUACUCCAAGAAUUGGCACGAAAAUCUGUGGAAGCAGAAGAUCAAAAUAACUUCCGCUGUACUGAUAAUGAUGGCGAUGUGAUUACCAGUUUUCAAGGAGAUCAAGUGCAAAAUGAAGACAAGAAGAAAAAAUUAAAUAAACUCAAAUCGUACUCACAAGAUGACAGUAUGAGUGACGAACAAAACUUCACAUCUCAUCGAUCACAAUCCAUUGGAGCAGGCUCUCAUGUUUCAGCUGCACAUCAAACUUUGUCAAACACUACCUCAAUUAACUCUUUAGCUAACGAAACGAAUACACAUAUUCCAGAUUCAUUAGACAUGAAAAUUGAAUGUUUAUUAAGAGAUUGGCAUCAUAGUGGUGACCUGUUAUAUUCCAUUCAUCCACUUGACGGAAGUUUUUUGAUUUGGGUAGUUGACUGGUUAGAUGAAUAUCAUCCUGGUUCUUUUAGACAGGCUCAAGUAUCAUUUUCUACUCGUAUUCCAAGUGCAGUACCCUUGGGCGAUGCUUAUUCUAUGUCGAUCGACAUACAUCUCUAUAAUUCUGCAAGCUCAGGACCUCAUUUUCGUGAUAUUGUACUGAAAAAUACAAGGGCGUAUCAACCUAAACCUAAUAACAUAAAAACAACGAAUAUCGAGGAAGCUGAAAACGGUUCAGGACUACCAAGUGUUUUAGAAGAAAGUGAUGGAGAUCAUAAAAUAGAAGAAAAAUCUAGACACGUUAAAGAACCUUGUGAGGACAAAGCAAAAUUUACCGAGAUGCAAACAGAUGACGAGAAAAUGUUUCCUUUAACGAUGACAUCGCAUACUCCAAUCGUAUCGAUGGUAACUAAUCAUUCAAAUGGAACAUUGAAUUUAUGGCAGUUAACCUUUUCGGAUAAAAGCAAAUUUUCUCAAGUACUAAGCAUUGGUCAUGUUAAUAGAAUAUCAGGACAUCGUUUUCGGGUUAACGAUAUUACAUGUCAUCCUGUGUUACCGCUUUUGUUAACAACAUCUCAUCACAAUAUUCCAGAAUUAAAAAAUAAAUCCAAUACAGCAGAUGAAUCGAUUAAUAGCAAUUUUGAUGGAUCUAGUGAUAUAAGUGGUUUUUGUUCCGAAUUAAUUUUAUGGCGUGUCGAUUCAGUGGGACCUCUAUCGCAAUCCGGUGGUGUUAGUGAGCUUGCUAGAAUUAAUUCCCCUGCGUUGUCUGCAUUUAGCAAUGUAGCUUGGAUUCCAACACUGCUUCCCAGUACCACACUAGGUCGUUUGAGCAAUUCACCAUCAGCUUGCUUCGUAGCAUCGGAUGGAAAAAGUUUGUGCGUUUAUCAAGCUGUAAUAGAUGCUAGAACUUUACUAGCAGAAAUAUCGACCUCUGAGCAAAAAACUAGAAGAACGUUUUCACUUGAAUCAAUUUCUUCAGAAUCUUCGUCAUUCGAUAGAGAAGUUUUCAAUGAUAUCCACAAGAAAAUUAAAAUUGUAUCACAACAAAGUACUGCACGCCCUGGAUGUAUCAUUAAACUGGAUACAAUUGAUGAUGCUAUUCACGAUUGGCAAAACACCCAAUUUUUACAUGUAUUUCAAGAACAAUUAAUUACUGGCAAAAAAACUGAAAAAACUACGCAUUUAAAUGAAGUUCCUGUCGGUCUAAUAAAUUCAAAAAUGGAAGCCAUGGUAGAUCUACAGCGAGAUGUUAUGUUUGAAGAACCUUUUUAUAUAGUCAUUCUAGAAAAAACUCAAGAUGGCACCACGAUCCAUAUGUGGCGUUUAGUAAUCGCUUCACAUUCAUCUACAAACAAUGAUAUUACAGAUAGUAUGUUAUACGUUCCUGAUAGUAACAUAACACAAGACUUAGAAGAAUGCGAAACAUUUCAUAAAGACUCAGCAGGUGUUCCUACAAAUAGUGAAAUCAAAAAUGAUGAGUUGGUUGAAACCCCACACGUUCAUAUCUCAACUACAAAAGUAUGCACUCAAAUCUUACCAUUACAAGAAAAAGUGGAAGUCGUUCAUGCAGCUCCAGCAGCAGGCCAUUUGAGCUCAUCAUCAAUAUAUCCCGCUUGUUUCGCACCUUACUUAAUUGUUACUGCUUGUUCAGAUUCGUCUGUUCGUUUUUGGAAGUGCAAUGUGACUUCAACCCAAGAGAUAAAUAAUGAAAAUGUGCCGUGUUAUGAAUGGAAAGAGUGGGAAAUGAUUCGACGUAACCACGAGUCUACAAUAGACAUAAAUGGCCAACUUCUGCACGUGAGUGCUGCUUACUCUGGCCGUAUUGCUUGUGCGUACAAAUAUGGCAAAUCAUUUACACGCACAAUGAAAUGUGAUCCUGAUCAACGCUUUGUAAAUCUUUGUGUAGCAAUUUAUGAGUGCGAAAGCACUGGAGGAAGUGAGUGGGUACUAGAAGAUACUAUAAAUCUAAAAAAUAUUCAUCUACCCCAAAUUGACAUUAAUUCAAGAAUAGAUUAUAGUCAUUUUCAAAAUAACAAAAAAAUGCUAAAUAAGCAACUUGUCGAACAAAUAUUUCAUUUCGAAAAUGUCAAAGACAAUACAUAUGAAAGGUCGGAAAAUGCAUUGAUAGGUGUACCAAGUUUCAGUACAUUGCAGUCAUUAAGAAAAAGUAUAAGUGAGCAUGGCAACACAUGUCCAAUAACACAAAAACAUUUAGUGCAACUCGAUUGGGUCUCUAAAGAAGAUGGAUCACAUAUCUUAACUGUAGCAGUUGGAAGUAAAAUCAUGUUAUAUACUCCAGUGUCGAGUGAUUUGGCUCAAGCUAACAUGAAAGCAAUGAAAGAAAGCAUGUCUACUAAUAGACCAAUUUUAAGAAAAGCAUCCAGUUUAGCUCAGCCACAUUUUAAUGAUGAAAUUCGUUGGAUGAAGCUAAGACAGAUCGACUUAACAACAGCUGACGGACUUCCUCCCCUGCCGAUGCAAAUAUCAUGGGUUAGAGAUGGAAUUUUCGUUGCUGGUAUGGAUAGUGAAAUGCAUGUUUACUCUCAAUGGAAACACCAAGGUCCAAAUGUGAAUCAUUGUGAAAAUGAUGAAUCAAAUGAUAAACGAUGUUUACGCGAUGAAGACUUGAGAUCGCUUGCGCAUGAAAAUACACAAAUGCGUUUAACGAAUGUGUCUUCGGUGUCAAAACUAAACAAAUUCAGCUCUAUAAAUUUACAAAUGUUAGACAAAAAAAGAAAACCUUGUGGAACGGGAGAUCUGUCAAAUAAUUCAGAAAAUAUAAAUCCAGAUUACAUGGUAGAUUUUGGACUGUUCGAAGCAGCUCGAAUAGCUUGCCCUGUUUUACCUCAAUACCACCCAAAACAACUUAUGGAAUUGCUAAAUUCAGGAAAAAUACGUUGGGUUAAAGCUAUUUUAGCUCAUUUAGUAAGAUGUAUUAAUAGCUCAUACACAACUAAACCAAAUAAGGAUGAAAGCUCGAGAAAUAACACACACAAAACUUGGUCAAGAUCUCGUACACUCAGCGUUAGUUACAUAGGAGGUAACUCUAGUCCGUUAGGAGAACCUCGUGGCUCAACAACACAAAUGCCAGAAGAACUGACAUUGGAUUAUGCAGAAAUUGCAUCUAUACCUCCUUUACCUUUAUGGAUUCUCUUAGCAGCUGACAAAGAAACAGUUAUGAGCAAUCAGAAAAUUGAAGUAAAAAAGGAGUAUGACGAUUUAUUUGAUACUACGGUCGAGGAUGAAUCUUUAGAUGAAUUAUUGAGAAGAGACACUGAUUCUCCAUCACGAUUUGAUAGACGGCAAUCUAUUCCAGAAAAACAAGGUUUAUCACAUUUUGGACCUCGUCAGGGACAGUUGUUGUCACGAUUGUUAACACACACACAUUUGCCCGGAUUAUCAUCUCUUGAUCAAAUGCAUUUAUUGGCGCUGGCAGAUACUGUAUCAACAUGUAACACAGAUUUCGCGGAACGAUUUGCAAAUGAUGCAGCGAAAACGGCAUUGGCAAAAGAGAACUACAGUGGAAAUGAAGAAAAUAUCUCAACAGAUUCACUUGAUGAUUGUGGAUUACGUUUCUUGCUUGCAAUGAAACAUUACAAUUAUUUAUUGCGAUGUUUGCCAUUGUCUCAACGAAAUAUGUUUCAAAAACAAGGUGUUGGUACUUCUAAUAUUGUUUGGGCGUUCCAUUCUGAAAGUGAAGAAGAGCUGCUCAACCUGAUACCAUCGUAUUCAAAAAAUCAAUGCAAAUGGAGUACACUUCGAGAAUUAGGAGUAGGUUACUGGUUACGUAAUAUCACUAUUCUUAGACAAUGUUUCGAACGUCUUGCCAAAGCAGCUUACCAAAGUAAACAAGAUCCCUUGGAUGCAGCAUUGUAUUAUUUUGCAAUGAAAAAAAAAUCUGUUGUUUAUGGCUUAUUUAAAUCAAAAAGAGAUGAAAAAAUGACUGCAUUUUUUUCGAAUAAUUUUUCUGAAGACAGAUGGCGAAAGGCAGCUCUUAAAAAUGCUUAUGCUCUCCUAGGCAAACAACGAUUUGAACAUGCUGUUGCAUUUUUCCUUCUAGCAAAUUCUUUAAACGAUGCAUUGGAGGUUUGCUUGACAAAAUUAGAGGACUUACAAUUGGCUUUAGUUAUUACAAAACUAUAUGAAGGAGAACAUGGCAGUGUUUUGUUACCUACUUAUAAAAAAAUAAUUUAUCAAGAAAUUUUAGGAUGUGAUAAAGAUGGCAAUAAUCAAGAUUUAGACCGUAUGCAUCCAGAUCCAUUUCUUCGUUCAAUGUGUUAUUGGAUUCUGAAAGACUACUCAGAAAGUUUGAGCACUUUAUUACAAAAUGGUGUUGGACAUUUACAUCCCGCAUUCGAUGAUAAUGAUUUUUUUUAUAAAACUGACUCUGCAAAUACAACAAAUCCAAAUGUGUUUAAUUUUUAUGUGUAUUUACGUACACAUCCUUUAUUAAUUCGUCAAUAUAUAGCAUCGACAGCUCAAGAGAAAAGAAGGACUCAAGUAAUUUUAGCCGGAUUCAGUUAUGGAACAGAUCAAAAUACUAGAGAAAACAAAAAAAGAGCGGAUAAACAACUUUUACUAGAGGACACUAUUACACCUUUGGAAAGACAAUUAUAUUUUACAACGGCUCACGGACAUUUUAAAGCUGGAUGUCCAGCACUCGCUCUUGAAGUAUUAAAUAAGCUUCCGAACAAAGUCGUUGAUCAUGAGGUAGACAGUUUAAGUGGUUAUUCUGACGAUAAAGAUAACCUUAGUAAUCAAAUUAAUACCGGUAUUAUUGAAUGGGGUGAUGAUGACAAUUCCAUGAAUACUAAAAAUGUAAAAUCUUUAAAUACAGGAAUUAUUGAUUGGAGUAACCCAGUUUGUACUCAUAAUACGGAUAGUGAUUUUAAAAUUGAAUGGGAUGAUGAUUCAAACGAUGAAGGUGAAAAAUCAGAAAACUUAUCCAUUGCUAACGAAGGAGAAAAACAUACUUCUGUUGAAACUGUUAAGAAACAUGGAAGCUCUGGAAAUAAUUUGGACAUAAUGGCCCAACAACUUAAAUUUAUUGCAUGUUUAAAAAUUUUGAUGGAGGAGUUAUCCACUUUAGCAACAGGUUAUGAAGUAGAUGGAGGACAACUUAGAUAUCAAUUAUACGUAUGGUUAGAAAAAGAAGUAGAUGCACUAAAACAACUUUGUAACUAUAGUAAUUCCAAUGUUGAUCUUUCUGACGAAAGUCAAAACCCAAAUAUUGAUAGUAUGGUAAAUGAAUUCGAUACACCUAUAUUACAUAAUAAACUUGGACAUGAAAAACCAACUCUUCACGAAAUCCUAUUACAAGAAAAACAGGAUUUUGAAGCAAAAGUCGAAAGAGCUGCAAAAAGAAAACGAUGGCUGAAAACGAACGAAACACUUUUACGAACGUUAUUGAGCUACUGCAGUUUACAUGGUGCUUCAGGUGGUGGUCUUGCAUCUGUUCGUAUGGAAUUAAUAUUAUUACUACAAGAACUACAGCAAGAAAAGACUCAACAACAAUUACUUAGCCCUUUGCCGUUUCCAACAACACUACCAUUAUUGAGUGCUUGUGUUGCUGGAAAUAAAACAGUUAUUGCAGAUCCAAUUCGAGCCCUACAGGCUCAUACUCAUGACAUGUUACAAACAAUAUUGAACUUACGGACACCUACGCCAUGGCUAAAAACGAUAUCAGAAAUAUAUGUAUUACAAAACUUGGCAGUUGCAUUAUCUGCGUGUAUAUACCAAAGUUUAUGUGACUCUGAUACUUUCAGUGUAAAACCAGUGUCAUAUGAUGCUCAUCAUAGCCCUGGAAUGGAUAAUUUAGCAAAACUUAAUGCUAAUUGUCAAAUAACUCAUUUAAUGUCUAAUGCAGGCAUCUAUAAAAGGCGUCGAAAAUAUUCAACCGAUGAUCCAUUAGUUAUAUGUACAGCUCCGUCCAAGUGGCCUGGUGUAACGAACUUACGAGCAUUACUUGCCCGUGAAAAAGAUGAUGAUGUUCCACGACUUAAUGUUUUACUUUGUGAAUCGUUUGUAGCAACAUACAUGGCAUUAUUAGUUUGUGCUUUAUCAUCAUGUGAUUGUCACACUUUGUAUCGUAUGUGUGCUCAUCAAUUUACGGAUGCCACAUGGGCUUCUUUGUUCGGUGGUGGUGUUAAAAAACUGUUACGUCAACCUACAUCCCAUGCUCAGGCAGCCCAACAAGUUGUUCAAUCACAAAUACAACAAGAAAGCUUAGAUAAUAAUAAUCCAGAAAGUGGAAUGUGGAACACAGUGACGUCUCUUACAAUGCAACGUGUUAAACUUAAUAUGAAACUUUUGGGAAAUUUCAAUGGUAAUCAAGCGGCAACAUCAAUGAAGGAAGAUAAACCAACAUACAGAGAGCAAUUUUUACCACCAGACUCUUCGAUGCUUUCAUAUUUGAUGAUGAAACCAACAAUAACUGAAGAUUCGAAUGAAGAUGGAUAUGAUACCUCAAACAGCACUGAGUCAGAUGAAGAUUUAGAUGAUGAGGAAGAAGAGGUAUUUUCUGGUAAAAUUAUUACUACGAAUACGAAAAAAGAUUUAAAAGAGAAUUCAGAGCAUUACAAUCCCAAUUCAUUAUCAUGGGCCAUAAUGCGAUUAGCAAUAAUCAAGAUUACACAAAUUCAACUACAAACGUUUAUAAACAUAGCUGGAAUAGAAAUGCAAGAAUUGCCCGUUGCAAGUCCACUCGUACAUUCAAUUUUAAGAUCUUUAUCAAAAUGGCAAGAUAUUUUAAAAAAAGAUUUGGAAAAUAAAAGUCCCGCACCAAUUGAUUUUAUUCCUGGAAUUUUUGUGGAAACUAACGCUAUCGGUCCUGCUAUACACAAGUACAGGACGUUAUUGGAAAAAAGAAAUACUCCCUUUAAAGGAAAUGCAUCUGGCCCAGCAAAGAGACUUUGGAACUUUUUGGUCAAACAGGAGGCAGUUCAAGAUAUUUUUGUUAGAGCAAUUUUUGGAAAAAGGAAAACAUUAAUUUCAAACACAGAUACCGUUCCUGGUACUACAAUCUUUGAGACCACCACCAAUGAUUCAUCAGUCUCAUCAAUUUCACAGAAUCAUAAUAGUUUAAAUACUGUCGAACCUGUAAGAAUAAUUCAUAAAGAUCAAGAGUCAAUUUCGGCAUUUUGUGCAAACCCAACGAAUCCUGGUUUAUUAGCACUUGCUACACCUCGUGAACUGCAAGAAAUUGAUGUAACUUUACUUCUUACCUCACCAAAUUGGUUCGAAGAUGAAUGUGAAUUAGAUAUAAUGAAUUUGAACAGAGAUAUUGAUCAAAUACCUGCGAGCAGUUUUCUUGUGGUUCAAACUACAUCUGAUAAAACUCAAAUAAAUGCACAAUCAUCAACUCAAUAUGGAGUUCAACCAACAAUUCAACCUGGAUUAGCUGGCCAAUCUGGAAGAGGAUCUUCAUUGGGAAAAGGAGUAUCAUUUCCAGGAAGUCAUUGUCCUCAUUUUGUUAAACUGGUCAUAAAUCGAUCAAAAUACUUGUUGAAACCGGUUAUAAAACAUAAAGUAGACAACAUUAAAAGAAUGUGUGCACAUCCACUUAUGCCACUAUAUAUAACAGGAGGACAAGAUGGAUCUGUCCAGAUGUGGGAGUGGGGACAUCAACAAGCUGUAUGUAUUCCACGGCCACCUGGGACAUUUGCUAAAGUAACAAGGUGUAGAUUUUCUCAACAUGGAAAUAAAUUUGGUGUGGCUGAUGGUGAUGGAAAUUUAAGUUUAUGGCAAGCUAGUUUAGCAUCGCAGUGCAAUAGAUCGUUUUUUAGCUAUCAAUGUCAUACAAAGUUGUUGAGUGAUUUCGUAUUUCUUGGUUCAUGCAGUUUGGUGGCUACAGCCGGACAUAGCUCAGAAAACAAAAAUGUUUGCAUUUGGGACACUCUGCUGCCACAAAAAAAAUCACUUAUAACAACAUUUACUUGUCAUGAACAAGGAGCAUCGGCCUUAGCAUACGCUCCUCAACAUCAACUUUUAAUUACAACGGGGAAAAAAGGAGAUGUUUGUUUAUUUGAUAUGCGCCAAAGAGUUCUAAGGCAUCGAUUUCAGGCACAUGAUGGCUCUAUAAAAUGUAUUGCACUUGAUCCUCAUGAAGAGUUUUUCGUCACAGGAUCCGCUGACGGAGAUAUUAAGGUAUGGGGCCUGUCUGUACAUUCCCAACUUUAUUGUUUUAUUGGCGAACACGCUCGUAGUAGUUUCUUUAAGAAUAUUGGACAAGGAGUAACACAACUUCAUAUUGACCAAGUAGGACGUUUAUUAUCUUGUGGUGCUGAUGGUUCCAUGAAAGUUAGACAAUUGCCUGACAGAGAAUCAGUAAUACAUACAAUUUACUAAAUAACAAUUAUUUACCUUGUUUCAAUUAAUUUGCAAAAUUUAUCGUUAUUUAAAAUACAAUUUUUCAAAUAUGUUUAUUUUUUUGAAAUAUGCAAAUAAGACCUAACAAAAAAUAAUUAGAUAUUUAUCUAAAGUACUCUUCGUAUUAAAAAAAAAGACUAAUAGAUUUAGACUUUUUCAUUUUAAAAAGAUUUUAAAGUCAUGUUAUAAAAUAAAAAAAAAAAAAACUUAAAAACAUAAUAAGAUAUGUAUCCAAUGUUGGUAUGCAAAAUUAAAACAUUUUUUUGUAAUAUCUAAUAUCGAUAUUUAUGUAAUAUUUAUGUAAUUAUAAUUUCAAUUUUUCAUUCAUAAAAAUUUCUUAAAUUGCUUAAAACUUUAUCAAAAAUUAAAACUAAAUUCUUGAGCAGUUAAACUUCUGGUCCUUCCAAUGGCCGGUAUGUCUGCUUACAUAAAUUCAUAAGUUGAAUUAAUAUGCAUCAAACUAUUAGUCAAAUUUUACUUACCUAUUUAUUAUUAAAAUUAGUACAUGCUUCAACGUUAGAGUGAAUCAACAAUGUUUCAUGGGAAAUUCUCGUUCGAAAUAGCAGGCUUGUAUGAUUUAAAUCAAAAUCAAAAAUAAAAAAAAAUGAUUUGAUUUUUUUUAAUGACAAAUCAAAUCAUGAUUUGAUUUUUGAUUUGAUUUGCAAAUCAAUCAAAAAUUUUUCUAAACUGAAAUUUUUUUGAUUUGAUUUGAUUUAAAAAUUGAUUUAAAUCAAAAAAAAAAUCAAAUUAAAUCAAAAAAAUUUCAGUUUUGUGAAAAUGUUUGAAAUUUUCUUUGAUUCGAUUUUUUUUAUUUAAAUCAAUUUUCAAAUCAAAUCAAAAAAAAUCAAAUCAAAUCAAAAAUCAAAUCUUUUUUGAUUUGAUUUGAUGCAUCGAAAAAAUCAAAUCAUGAUUUGAUUUUCAAAUCUUAGAUUUAAAUCAUACAAGCCUGCGAAAUAGUAUUUGAAAAAUGAAAAGUUACUUAAUUAUUAUCAGAAAAUUAUUUAUUCAUAAAUUGCUUAAUAU
Culicoides brevitarsis is the source of this 11189-nucleotide messenger RNA. RefSeq names its product dmX-like protein 2 (gene Rbcn-3A). Lineage: Eukaryota; Metazoa; Arthropoda; Insecta; Diptera; Ceratopogonidae. The record is from RefSeq and is a predicted model, not a curated record. Gene Ontology annotation, biological process: vacuolar acidification. Gene Ontology annotation, cellular component: RAVE complex. Gene Ontology annotation, molecular function: protein binding. Bases 78 to 10145 code for a protein of 3355 amino acids. The transcript is spliced from 24 exons.